This is a messenger RNA of Nematolebias whitei (Rio pearlfish), 840 nucleotides long. RefSeq names its product probable E3 ubiquitin-protein ligase ARI7. The transcript is spliced from 4 exons. The record is from RefSeq and is a predicted model, not a curated record. Bases 19 to 840 code for a protein of 273 amino acids. Gene Ontology annotation, molecular function: zinc ion binding. Lineage: Eukaryota; Metazoa; Chordata; Actinopteri; Cyprinodontiformes; Rivulidae.
GAGUUGAUCAGAGCCACAAUGAGCACGCAGGACCAGAACGAGAAAAGAUACGACCCCAGAGACACAACACUGAGAUUUGUCAACAGACCUGAUGAUCUGGAUCCAAUGCCCCCUGAGGAAGGAGACCAGUGUCUCCGAGCAGAGAUGUCCUGCGGUCACGCUGUCACCCCUCAGUCUCUCACCGGAUGGUGUCGCAGCCUGCUGGAUCAGGGCCAGUACAAAUUUAGGUGCCCUGCGGUGAAAGAAGAAACCCAGCAACUGUGUGGUGAAGAGUGGUCAUAUCAGGAAGUGCGCCGGCUUGCCGCCCUGACAGCUGAAGAGAUGGAGCACUUUGAAAAGACCAUAGCUCGUCUGGCUGCUACACAGUACUGUGACUUUAAAUCAUGUCCUGGCUGCAAGUCCUACGUGGAACGAGAGGACCCGGCUAACCUCAGUGUAGAGUGUUUGGUGUGCACAGAAGAUAACCAGGAAGAAUAUGAGUUCUGCUGGCAGUGUUUGAAGACGUGGAAAGGUCCAGCUCCGCGCUCUGACCGCUGCGACAACGAUGGCUGCAUCAACCAUGACCUUGAACUGCUCAGGACCUGCAAGACCACCGUUCUUACUGAAGUGGUGGGGGUCGACGACUGUCCCUCCAUCCGGGCCUGUCCCACCUGCGGUCAGAAGGUGGAGCACGACAAUACGGGCUGCAAGAACAUCAUCUGUCCUCGCUGUCAGGUGGAGUUCUGCUUCGUGUGCCUGAAGCUCACUCCUGAGUGUCUGGAGACCAGUUCCUACUUCAUCCCCUGCAGUGAUGGUGUGGCUCCCAGACAAACAUCCAUCCCUGUGUGGCACAGAAACUAG